AUGAAUACUAUUUACCAAUACCUGAUUUUUCCCAUAAGCGUACCUCUUACUUCAUCACAUUCACGACACAAGCUUGAACAGUUCGGUACAAAGUGUGCAUCCUGCUCUCGGUUGAUCCAUGCCACCGACUGGGUUCGGCGAGCCCGAUCUUUCGUUUUUCAUCUUGCCUGCUUCGCCUGUGCACAAUGUAAGCGACAACUAAGCACUGGUGAAGAAUUUGCACUACAAGAUAAUCGUCUACUAUGCAAGCAACAUUUCGUCGAGUUGGUCGAUGGCGAUUCGGGUAAAUUCGUUUUCGUUUCGACACCGCCAACGCUUGUCCCAACGAGAAAAGGCCAUAGAGCAAACCAGCAGAAGCAAAAGAUCAAGAGGGUGCGUACAACUUUUGCAGAGGAGCAGCUUAGCGUUCUACAGGUAGAGAUCGAACGUUCUUCCCUAUAUCUCAGAAUAGAAAGAGGGGCGCAUUUCCAAGUAGACAGCAACCCGGAUGGAGCUGAUUUGGAGAGGAUAGCGAAUAUAACAGGGUUGAGUAAACGAGUGACGCAGGUUUGGUUCCAGAACUCAAGGGCUCGUCAGAAAAAAUACCAGGGAAAUCGAAAAGGUGGUGAAAUAGCCACGGACAGCACACGAUCAUCGGAAGGUCCAGUUAGCCCGAGCCAGAAAAGCGAAGCCAGCAGCGAUGGGAUGUUUCCCAGUUCAGUUACAACUAGUGCCGAAGAAGCAAUGACUGAUUCAGCUGUUGUGCUUGCAUCUUUGCAUUACGACUAG
Messenger RNA from Strongylus vulgaris, 768 nucleotides. The record is from the annotation of a GenBank genome assembly. Lineage: Eukaryota; Metazoa; Nematoda; Chromadorea; Rhabditida; Strongylidae.